Pteropus alecto (black flying fox) is the source of this 2248-nucleotide messenger RNA. It is a transcript of the gene TMEM254, whose product is annotated as transmembrane protein 254. The record is from RefSeq and is a predicted model, not a curated record. Lineage: Eukaryota; Metazoa; Chordata; Mammalia; Chiroptera; Pteropodidae. The coding region runs from base 254 to 643 and encodes 129 amino acids. The transcript has 4 exons.
AGGCGCAGUCCCGGCGCCCGCGGGCUCGGAGCCGCGGGAGAGGGCCCUGGACCCCGGAAGACGCAGGCGCAUUGAUCCGCCCGCGCCUUUCGCUGGUGCCGGAGGUCCUGAGAAACCGGCUACUCAGGCUUUAACUGUAUGGGGCGGGCACGGCUUCCCACCUGAUAACUCUGUGCCGGAGGUCCUGAGAAACCGGCUACUCAGGCUUUAACUGUAUGGGGCGGGCACGGCUUCCCACCUGAUAACUCUCAAGAUGGUGGUGGCGAAGUCGGAGGCCCGCAAGGCUGCUACCGCCUACUUCCGUACAACCAGACCCUUGCCCUCGCUGGUCACCGUCCUGGGGCUGGCAUAUUUCGCGUGGGUUGUCUUCUGGCCUCAGAGUAUUCCUUAUCAGAGCCUAGGACUCCUGGGCUCCUUCACUCAGUACUUGGUGGACCAUCAUCACACCCUGCUACACAAUGGGUAUUGGCUUGCCUGGCUGAUUCACUUGGGAGAGUCCUUGUAUGCCAUGGUAUUGUGCAAGUCUAAAGGCAUCACGAAUGGUCGGGCUCAACUACUUUGGUUCCUGCAGACUUUCUUCUUUGGGAUAGCCUCUCUCUCCAUCUUGAUUGCUUACAGACCAAAACACCAAAAACAAACUUAAAGAAGAUAUCCAAAAGCUUUCUCUAUUCUUGGACUUCCAGUCUCACCUUUUGUGGGGAGUGCUGUGUUUACCCUUUCUACUUUCUAGAAUGUUAAGAUCUUCUAGUUAUUCAUUAUAUUAUACUCUCUGGUUUAAUUUGAGUAGAUAAUAGGAAAAGAUUUUAGCUUUCCAAUUCCGCAGACUAACCUAUUUUGCAGAGGGCUUCUAGCUACCUUCUUGGGGUCCUUGGUCAUGUUGGUACUCUCUCUGUGUCAUCUGGUUUAAGCCAUGCACUAAAUUUGCUUGUUGGUAUACCUUUGCUCCCACCUUCUGAGUAAAACACCUUACCCUUACACCACCACCUUAGUUCUCCUUUCCCAAAGAUUUUUCCACUUUUCUGGACCAAGAGGGAGUGACAUGUCCACAACACGUCAAUUCCACACACAUUCAUUAGCACCUUUGAGUCAGGAUCUUAUCUUCUUAAACUUUUAUUUCUCACACUGCUGAGAAAGAUAAGGAAGAUAAGCAAGUGCCUGGACCUGGGCAGGCUGAGCAGUUACAUAGAGGCACAAAGGACAGGCUGACAUCUAAGAGGAGAGGACUGGGGAAUGCCUUCCCUGAUCCUGCCAGUCAGAAUGACCCUUCCUUCCACAUGGCCCUUCAGACACAGUGCCAUGUGGUGUGCAGGGAUCUGUGGUGCCACCACAUUACUCCUUCAGGUCAGGAUCACAUAUUAGCUGUAUUUUUCCUCUAGCACCUAUCCUGUCGCCUUACACACAGGUGUUCUAGUGUUUACUGAACCAAGGAGAGAAACUCUGAUUUCACUUUCCAUUCCAAUUUUUUAAUGAAAACUGCAGAACCCAUUUAGUGUACCCUCAUCCCAAAAACAGAAGACUGCCCUUGACUGGUAGUACCACCUUUCUGUGGGUCACCUGGUGGGAAACCUGUAUCUUUUUUCACACUUUUCUAUUCUUGGACCCUUUCUCCAGACUCUCAUUGUCUCCCUCCAGCUUUGGCUUACUCUAAUUCAAAUGUUUCUGUUCUAGAAAUUCUAGUCUAUGAGUGAUCCUCCUAGUUACUACCACUCUCAUUCACCUCAUUAUACUUUAUUGGUACUGACUGGUUGAGUCAGAAGAUUCGUUGACUAUCGCCCAACCCUAGUAUAAUGACUGUCACCUCUAAGAACCGUGUGGGCUCCCUUACUGAAGAACCAACCACCUGUUUGUCCUCUAGAGACUAAACCUUACGUUCCUUCCAUGAUGUAGUAGGGCAUGUUAUUUAUUUUAAGCAAACAUUUAUGAGAAAGAACCCCCUCCCCCCAAAAAAGAGGCCCCAAGAAAAAGCACAAUCCUUAAAGAUUAUGGACUAUAAUUGUUUCUGGUGGAGAGUAAUUUCUGCAAAUAAAUAUGUCUUUCCCUCUGUUUCUUUUCUGAUGAGGGGUCGCUUUUUGGUAAGGAAAAUAAUUUUAGAGUUAAACAUCAUGGAAACAACUCAGAUUUUUUAAAGCAUAGUCCUCUUCAAGGGAAAUAAUGACAAUGGUAUUAGUGGAGCCAGGAAAAAUAUGUUAGAUUAUUUAGUGAAAUGGAAUAAUUCGAAUAAAAUGCUGAGAAUCGUCUCUCCAGUCAA